This is a messenger RNA of Aaosphaeria arxii CBS 175.79, 1560 nucleotides long. Its product is annotated as cytochrome c heme lyase-like protein. Gene Ontology annotation, molecular function: holocytochrome-c synthase activity. Gene Ontology annotation, cellular component: mitochondrion. The transcript is spliced from 2 exons. The coding region runs from base 88 to 1134 and encodes 348 amino acids. Lineage: Eukaryota; Fungi; Ascomycota; Dothideomycetes; Pleosporales. The record is from RefSeq and is a predicted model, not a curated record. Gene Ontology annotation, biological process: cytochrome c-heme linkage.
AUCUCCGCAUUCAACUCAUCCAUCACUAACCUUCCAACAAAAUUUUACUUUCCACUUCCCACAUUUUCUCAAUCAUACAUAUUCAAGAUGGGCUGGUUCUGGGCUGACACAACACCGGAAGCACCAGUUGCACCACAUCCAGUUCCUCGAGGGAACGCAAAACCACCGCCCAGUUGUCCUAUGCACCAGAAGACACAACCGCCUCCUCCUUCACGAGCCCCCGACAAUGGGUCGGUUCCACAGGGUGCAUGCCCCUACGUCCCAUCAGACAAGUCUGCACCUGCGACCAACACUUCCGACGACUCAACGACUCCCCCGCCACCAAAGCAAGGCCUCCUCUCCCGUCUGAAUCCCCUUAACAACAUGCCCUUCGAUAUUUCUAAUAAGCGCGCCGACCAACAAUCACAAGACCUCCCCUUGGACCGUGAAGCCAGCACAAUUCCCAAAGGCGAUGGCUCGCUCUGGGAAUACCCAUCACCACAGCAGAUGUAUAACGCCAUGCUUCGAAAAGGCUACACCGACACGCCCGCCGACGCCGUGGAGAGUAUGGUUGCCGUACACAAUUUCCUAAACGAAGGCGCCUGGGCGGAGAUCUUGGGCUGGGAGCGCAGGUUCGGCAAGGGACUCGCGGCAGGAUACCAGAUCUGCAAGCGCGGAGAGGAAAACGCAAACAUCACACUGGGCACAGAGGAUCCCUUCGAUACCACCUGGAGUGACAAGCAGGCGCCGCCUCCUAAAUUGCUGCGAUUCACUGGACGUCCCGGGGAUACGACACCAAAGAGCCAGAUCCUGCAGUGGCUGGGUUGGGCGUGGCCGGAGAGGUAUGGGACGCCUGCACCUUUUGAUCGCCACGAUUGGUUCAUUCAGCGAUGCGGGGAGAAUGGGUGUGAGGAGGUUCGCUACGUGAUCGAUUAUUAUGAGGGCGAACCUGAGCCGACGGGAGAGCCGGUUUUCUUCCUCGACGUUCGCCCGGCCGUGGACGGCCCGCGUGCGGCAGCGGAGAGGAGCAUCCGCUGGGGCACUGAUGUCUGGUGGAGGGCCACCGGCGGCGUCGUGAGAGAGGUCAGGAAGGCCGAGGCUGCGAGGAAGGCAGCAGAGGGGGCAGAGGAGGCCACAACACGACGAUACAACUAGUGCCGUAUACUUGCGGCCAUUUCUGACUUUACAACCACGCCGUGACGGGUCCGUCAAUACUAAGACAAAGGCAUCACGAUUAAAGAACUUGGACGGAACGGGGGACUUAUAUCAUCAGCACUCUUCAGUCAGUGUCCAAAGGCGUUUUACGAAGCAUCAAUCGGUUCCAACUUUUUGGGAUUGCAUGGAGUGGAUAUGACUAUCUAUUGGUUCGAUCUUUCCUUUUUUUUGAACCUUUUUAUUCUUUUCAUUGUACUCGGCUUACCUUUUCUCCAAUUUGCCAACGUACUUGAUAUUUCUUCUGUUUUCCCAUCGGCUUGUGACAAAUAACGACCCACGCCUCUCUUCUCCCUUGGCCGUUUCUACAUGACUAUUUUGUACCAUUCUUGUAUUGUAAACAAAUUCAAUCAUGUGUUAAUACCACUU